Molecule: messenger RNA, 1101 nt
Organism: Agelaius phoeniceus (red-winged blackbird)
Lineage: Eukaryota; Metazoa; Chordata; Aves; Passeriformes; Icteridae
Gene: NAGK
Product: N-acetylglucosamine kinase
Molecular function (GO): N-acetylglucosamine kinase activity
Source: RefSeq, a predicted model, not a curated record
GCACCCACUCCAGGGUGGUGCUGGUGUCCGGGGAUGGCCAAAUCCUGGCCGAGACCGAGGGACCCUGCACCAACCACUGGCUCAUCGGCUCCGACAAGUGCCUGGAGAGGAUCGAGCGCAUGGUCACCGAGGCCAAGAGCAAGGCGGGCGCCGACCCCCAGGUGCCCCUGCGCUCCCUGGGGCUGUCCCUGAGCGGAGGGGACCAGCAGGACGCCAUCGGGAAGCUGACGGAGGAGCUGCAGCGCCGCUUCCCCCACCUGAGCCAGAGCUACUUCAUCACCACCGACGCCGUGGGGGCCAUGGCCACGGCCACCGACCACGGUGGCAUCGUGCUCAUCUCGGGCACGGGCUCCAACUGCAAACUCAUCAACCCCGACGGCUCCGAGACCGGCUGUGGAGGCUGGGGACACAUGAUGGGGGACGAAGGCUCUGCGUACUGGAUCGCUCACCAGGCUAUCAAGAUUGUGUUUGACUGCAUGGACAACCUGGAGGUGCCGCCCCACGACGUCGCCUACGUCAGGCAGGCCAUGUUCGACUACUUCCAGAUCUCGGACAGGAUGGGGCUCCUGACCCACCUCUACCGCACCUUCGAGAAGUCCAAAUUUGCAGGAUUUUGCCAGAAACUGGCGGAGGGUGCCCAGCUCGGUGACCCGCUGUGCUGCCACAUCUUCACCAAGGCGGGCGCGGUGCUGGCGCGCCACGUGGUGGCCGUGCUGCCCAAGAUCCACCAGAGCCUGUUCGGGGGCGAGCUGGGGCUGCCCAUCGUCUGCGUGGGCUCCGUGUGGAACAGCUGGGAGCGCCUGCGGGCGGGGUUCAUCCCGGUGCUGGAGCAGGCGCGGUUGGCGGCUCAGGGCCAUUUCUCCAGGUUCAGCCUGCUGAGGCUGCGGCGCUCCUCGGCGCUGGGGGGGGCGCGGCUCGGGGCCCGGAACGUGGGGGCGGCGCUGCCGCUGGAUCGCGCCGGGAACGUGGACGUGUUCUACACACACGAGUUCUGAGAGCUGCACCCCAAACACGGGGACAGGGACCCAAAACUGCCCACAGAGCGCCCCAAAAAUGGGACAGAGCCCCAAAACUGCCCCCAGAGUGCCCCAAAACACGGGA